AUGAAAUUAUCAAACAGAUCUUCAUAAUUAACUGUUUUUUAAAGUGAAAUCUACUCUAGAUUCCUUGAUAUGCAUGAAGAAUUAUCUAAAUCUUCUAAAAAUAUCAACAAUCUAAUUAAUCAUAGUUUAAGAUAAUUAGCAAGCAUGAAAGAGGAGGCCAGAUUUAGUUUUUCUGGCAAUUCUUUAAAUCAAUAAGAACUUAACUCUUUUGAAGAAAUGGUAAUCUAAGAAGACUUGGAUUUAGAAACAUAGCCUUCAAAUAAUGAAAAAGAACUAAUUUUAGAAAAUAAAAUUAAGAUCUAUGAAUCUUCUCUUAUUAAAUUUGAAUAAGAAUACUUGUAAAAAGAUCAAGAAAUUAAUAGACUUAAGAAAUUGUAAAAAAUCCUAUCAAUAACAAUAGAUUGAACGAUUAAAAUCUAUAAUAAACUAUGUAGAAUCCAGAUGAAAUUUAUUAAGAAUAGAAUGUUAUUAGAUAGAAACUAUAAAUUCUUGAUGGCUAGUUGGAUUAUUUAUAAGAAAAAAAGAAUUUUCGUAAGAAAAUGAAAGAAUGGGAAAACAUUAUCAAGGAAUAAUCAGAUAUUAUAAAUUCCCAGAAACUGGAAAUUAAUCGAUUAAAACAUAUUAAUUAAUACUUACAUAAAUCUAUUGAAAAAUUAUAAACAUUAUGA
Molecule: messenger RNA, 668 nt
Organism: Paramecium pentaurelia
Lineage: Eukaryota; Ciliophora; Oligohymenophorea; Peniculida; Parameciidae
Source: the annotation of a GenBank genome assembly